GAGACGUUAGACUGAGAGGAAAACGAAGCCAAGCAGAGCCCUGCUAAAGUGGGACAUCUCAAGCUGGGACCCUUGGAACUCAAGGAAGACAACACUUUUCUCUUGGACCUAUGCUCAGCAUUCUUCCCUUCUUGUCUGCUUGAACAGAGAUACUACAAUGUGGAAACUCUUAAUUAUAGGAUUCUGUAUUUUGCAAGUAAGCUGUCAGGAAAGUCUAACAUCCAAACCAGUUGAAAAAGGUGGUGGCACAUCUAAGCAAGAUCAUAAUGAUAAUAAAUGUAAAACAAAUUCAAAUGAUGGAAAAUCUGGGAACAACAACUCACAAUCCUCUCAGUGCAAAUGCGGUGGAGCAAACGCAGAAAAAGGAUUGUCUGCAUGUUUGACUGGCAGUGGAGUUUUAUCUAGUUUGGCGCUGACCGUGGCACUCAUCACAGCCAUGCCUGCUCUUCUGUGUGUCAUAAAAGGGAAUUUCUGUGCUAUAGGUCUUAGUAUUUUCUUCAUAAAUGCUGUAGUUCCACCAGUCUUCAUGUUUAUUUCAUUUCUUCUCUUAGGGAUUUGUUGUGGAGAUGCAAUUCAAAGUUCUUGUAUAAUAUUUGGCAUUGUGCAUUUGGUGCAAAUACCUCAUCUGGGCUUGCUGGAAUUUCUAUUUAGGAAUACAUUUACUGCCCAUCGUUUGGGGCACUACUUUGGAGCAACAGUUUUGCCAGUCGUGAAUGCUGUCACUCUGAUUGUGGCAUUAAUCUUUAAAUACGGGAAACACUGUGUGCCGUGGGAUGAUCUAUAUCCCAUUAUCAUAACUGCUGACUCCAUAUACUUCCUGCUUUUCAUUGUAUCGAUAAUUCAUGGCUUGUUUAAGGAGUACCCCAAGUGUAUAAAAUCACUGACACUGCUAUAUGGAACUUCAAGAUAACCUGGCUAUGGACAACAUCUCCUGCCACCAGUGCUGAAGAUAAAAGCUUCCUGCUUCUCUAAGAUGAAAACAGAUCAUGAAGACUACACCAUGACAUUAUAAUGUUCUAUGAACUUCAUUCGCUUACUUUUACCUCAGAGAGUAAAGUUCAAAUGUCCUACUUAUACUAACCAAACCCAUUCCCUUGGAGCUGUUCUGCCUCUACUACAAGGAUGAAUUGAGGACUACUAAUAUUGCAAAUGAAGUUUUCCUCCACUUCAUCAUUUAAUUAUCUAGCAAGGACACUAAUAGAAUAUUAAAUAUCAACAAGAGAGCAUCAACAGAUGAAUUUAAGUCUUUAUAUAGCACUUUAGAGUGGAUUACUAUUGAAGUAGUGUUAGUUGGAAGACUGGUAAUAGCAAUCAACAGUUUCUUUGAAAGCACCUUUCUAUCAGGUGAUUUGCCAAAAGCCCAUUCUUAUAUAAUGGAAUUUAUGCAAAAUAUUUAUAUAUAUUGCUGAUAUUACCUACCAUAUCAUUCAAAUAUGUUUGUAAGAUUAGGUUUAGUAUGAAAUACUGUAUAGUGUAGGACAAAGUGGGCAUUGCCAACUCUGCUAGGCUUUAGUUGCACACUAGGACUGUUAAGAAAGCAAAUUUAUAAUAUACAGUCGAUAAGAACCUGGACACAAAUAGAAGAACAUACACAGGAAUGGACCGCAAUAGAAGUAA
Molecule: messenger RNA, 1617 nt
Organism: Polypterus senegalus (gray bichir)
Lineage: Eukaryota; Metazoa; Chordata; Cladistia; Polypteriformes; Polypteridae
Exons: 9
Coding region: 158-910 (250 amino acids)
Source: RefSeq, a predicted model, not a curated record